AUGACACCUAAGCCUUUCCUGAAACAGCUCCUGGUGGGCGCCCUUGCCAUCGAAUUGUCCGCUGGUUUACGGCUAUUUGGUGGCGUGGAAGGGCAAGUGAACAACCUUGCACAACUUGUUGCGGGCAACAACGUCAACACAAAUGGGAUUGGCGCAGUAAAUGUUGCUGCGAAUAUCAACGGCCAAAACGCCGCCGCGAAUGCUGCCAAUAUUGCGGGUGCCGACGACGUGGACCAAGUUGCCGAUGCUAUUGAUACGGCAGACGACCAGAACGAAAACGACGCCCAGGUGGUUGCAGAUGCCGAGCAAGCGAUCGCCAAUGAAGUCGAUGCUGAGUUCUGCAGCGCUCUCGCUGCCGCCGCUGAUGAUGCCAACUCAAUUCUUGCUUCUGUUGCCGAUGCUGCGCAAGCCACAGCGGUGGCCACGGACGAUGCUGCUGCUACCGAGGUCGAAGCCGCCGAAACAUCGGAUGCUGCGGCGACAGAUGUUGAUGCCGCUGUCGAGACAGAUGCGGCGGCUGUAGAGGCCGAUGGCGCCAACGCCGAUGAUCAGGCAAAUGCAGUAGCAGACGACGAAGCCGCUCAAGAAGACGAACAGAACGCUAACGGCGGUGAGGAUGAUGCGCAACAGCAGGAUGAUCUGGAUAUUGUACAGCAAGCCGCCGCAAAUGUUCUGGAGCAGGCCGCUGCUAACGCUGAGGCCUGUGCUAAUCUCAACGUCGUUCUCCCGGAUGCUGUCCUGGCGACAGCGACGGUUGAUAAUGCGGCCGCUGUCGAGACUGACGCGGAUGUCAAUGAUGUUGCCGAUGCUGCCGAUGUCGCCGAUGCGAAUACGGCAGAUGCGGAUGCAGCUGAUGCCGCUGCUACUGAAGACACAGCGGACGCCGAUGCGCAAGCCACGGAAACUGUCGGCGGUGACAGUGCUGACGCUGCUGAUAUAGCGGCUGCUGCCAUUGAGCUUGCCAAUGGAGCCUCCGCCGCUGACGUAACAGUCGGAGAUGCUGCCGAAGACGCGGCAACUGCAGCCGGAGAAGCGGCUGGGGAAGCAGUUCAAGAAGAUGUGCAAGAUGAUGCCCACAUCCUAACCCCUGAGUUUCAUCCCCCCAAGGUUAGCAUGCUCCAGAAUCAUAGUUACCGAGUCGCGCGACCAUUACUACGGGCAACUCGCGGACCACGAACUAUCGGAACCCGCCAAGCCCGUUUCCAGUCCACCCCGGCCUCUCCCUCACUGACUUCCAGCAAUGGCAGGACAGACAACUCGUAUUUCGCGGCCGGUGUGGCGGGUGGCCUCGCCGCGGCGACUAUGCUCUACGGCACCUACCUGCUGACACCGGCGGGACGAAUGCAGCGCAAGAUUAACAAAGGAGCCAGAGAAGCGUCUGAGAAAUACCAGGAGGCGACCCGAAAGUUGCAGCAGACGACGGCGGACGGAGAUCAAGCGAUACAGUACAUUAAGGAUUAUUGCUACUCGUACCUUAGCUGGGUCCCCGGGGGGCGUCAGUUCAUCGACGCCGCGUUCCGAGACAUCGAGACACUGAGGACGAGCAACCGAGAUGAAGUGAACCAGAUCAUCGUCGAUACUUACAAACAGUUCCAGACGUUGUCCAAGUCGGACUUGAGUCUGAAGACUGGGUCUGAGGCCCUCGACGUCCUCGCGGACAUGUCCAAGAAGCUGGGGAAUCUCGCUGUCGAUUCAUCUGCUGAUAUCCUCGAUAAUCAUCCGCAAGUUAAGGCCCAACUCGACAGGAGCCUAGACCAGCUGAAGGAAAUGGGAGAACAGUAUGGACCUGAAGCGAAGGAGCAAGCCGAGAAAACGUUGGGGCAGAUCAAGGAGAUCAUGGGCAACGUUUUCAGCCCCGAUAAUCUGGCCCGGGCGAGGAGAAUCCUCGAGGAAGCGAUGGAAUCAGUAAAGAAGUUUGGGGAUGAAGCAUGGAAGAAAGGCCUAGAGCAAGCAAAGCCUUAUCUCGACAAGAAUCCAAAAGCGAAAGCUCUAAUCGAGGAUAACGCAGAAUAUUUGAAGCGUGGGAAUGCCAAAGAAUUAUUUGAGAAGGCAAAGAACGCUGUUGAUUCGGGGAACCUAGCGAGUUUGGAAGAGUACGUGAAGAAGGCACUUGGCGAGGCAAGGCCGACAGGAUCACAGGUCUCGGAGGCACUCGGCCUCGAUCAGUAUUUCAAGACAAUUCCUAGUGGGAGCGAGGUCUUGGCGAAGAUAAAUCUGCUGAAGGAGGCUGCCGAGAAGGAAAAGGGCGAGGGCGAGAAGCUGCUACGCGACACAAUGGACGAGAUCAAGGAGGUGCUUGAAAAGAGGUCUGGAAAAGCAAAGGAGAUUGUUGACAAGUCAAAGAAGAACUGA
Messenger RNA from Scedosporium apiospermum, 2352 nucleotides. RefSeq lists its product as uncharacterized. The record is from RefSeq and is a predicted model, not a curated record. Bases 1 to 2352 code for a protein of 783 amino acids. The transcript has 4 exons. NCBI's taxonomy places the organism in Eukaryota, Fungi, Ascomycota, Sordariomycetes, Microascales, Microascaceae.